This is a messenger RNA of Harmonia axyridis, 1776 nucleotides long. It is a transcript of the gene Ems, whose product is annotated as homeotic protein empty spiracles-like. Gene Ontology annotation, biological process: regulation of DNA-templated transcription; brain development; central nervous system development. Gene Ontology annotation, molecular function: DNA binding; DNA-binding transcription factor activity, RNA polymerase II-specific. The transcript has 3 exons. Bases 265 to 1242 code for a protein of 325 amino acids. The record is from RefSeq and is a predicted model, not a curated record. Lineage: Eukaryota; Metazoa; Arthropoda; Insecta; Coleoptera; Coccinellidae.
CAGUUUAUUAGCUUAAGAGAUUCGCUUACGGUAGCAUGGUUAAGGAAUGUUAAAAAACGUUAACGCCGCGUCUAGACUUUUUUGAACGUUGUCUUAAUUGAUGCACAUCGUUAAGUGACAGUUGCUGACGAAGGACAGUUCCUGGUGAGAUUAUAGAACGACGUCGAUCUCUCGAGUGCAGUGAUUUGUGUUUAAGUGACUUACCGACGGAUUGUGACCGGAUGAUGACCAGCUUGAGUGUCUUGCAUCUAUAACGAAAACUCGAUGUUGGCUCAGCUAGAUUACUUCCGAGAGAGUUUGGUGAAGUCAAACAUGAUGCCUCUGGCACCUACUCCAAUAGUGGCGGUGCCAUCCAAACCUAAAAUCGGUUUUUCCAUUGACUCUAUCGUGGGGGGCGCAAAUCAACCCUCUAGUCCGCAUUCGUCCCCUGUUCAUUUCUCGGAGAGCUCGGCGCCUCUGAGUCCUUCAAGUGAUACGGAUAACAGACUGAAUGGCUCGCCGCAAAGGUCACCUUUGGGCUCCCCCAAGCCUCCGAUCAUGGUCCCUGGGAUUCCGGCUCACACGUUGGUGAGGCCGAGUCCCACCUAUGAGGGGAAUAUGAUGUCUAAGGGUGGUUUUAUGCAGCCUGAGCUUAUGCACAACCAUCCUGGUCAGCAUCCUUUUGCUUUGGCGGCGCAUUUUCAAGGUGCUGCUCUUGCAGCGGCUCUCAGUUCGGGGCAGCACACCUUCAAUCAACCUUCACCUCUGAACCCCCACACACCUCCAAGAGACAGUUACCCCCUUUACCCUUGGCUUUUGUCUAGACAUGGGAGGAUAUUUCCACAUAGAUUUCCUGGUGGACCGGACAUACCAGGCUUUCUCCUUCAACCCUUCAGAAAACCAAAAAGGAUACGAACGGCUUUCAGCCCUUCGCAACUUUUAAAACUAGAACACGCGUUCGAGAAGAAUCACUAUGUAGUAGGCGCUGAAAGGAAACAAUUGGCGCAGUCCCUAUCCCUCACAGAAACUCAGGUUAAAGUUUGGUUUCAAAACCGACGGACGAAACACAAAAGAAUGCAGCAAGAAGAGGAGGCAAAGACGAGUCAGGGGGGCAAAGGCCAAACGAAUUCCCAAAAUUCCCAACAGAACGCACAUCACGUGAACAAGUGGAAACAAGAGACGGGAGAUGAAGACCAGUAUGGGGAAUACAUAGACAUGGACAUGGACGAAGAAUGUAGCAGUGAUGUUGAAAGUGAUACUUGAGAAACACUCGAGCCGAAUAUGUAAAUUGUAAAUAAAUUGUACAAAGCAAAACCCAACCCAAGUGGCAAUAUGUACAUUCAAGAGGUAGUGCCAACGAUGUGCCAAAAAACUUUCUAGUGCCAAUCUCGAUAUACAAAACGACUAGAAAUUAGUACCAGUGUAUAUAUUAUUUAUUUUAUUUGAAAUUUGUAUUUAUUUUUGUAAAUAUUCAGUUAAAUGUAUUCGCCUGGCGUAAUAUACAAUGGAUUCCCAAGUAUCAAUCAACUAAAAUGUAGAUUUUCAUCCUACCUACUGUAAAUGAAAAUUUGGUAUUCGAAAUAUUUUGAUUUUGUUAUCUUGUGGAUUUGUGAAUAAUUCUCUUUAAUUCGUUGUAGCUUAAUUGUUUGCGGUGUCUUUUGUAUAUUUGUUGUUGAAGUUGAGUAAGAUUGUACGUAUGUAGUUGAACAUAGAAAAGAUUAUAUUGAAAAGAAUGUACUUAAAUGGAUCUAUCUGAAAACAUGGAUAUGAGGAAAAUAAACUUUCCCAAAUGUGAAA